Messenger RNA from Moneuplotes crassus, 342 nucleotides. Lineage: Eukaryota; Ciliophora; Spirotrichea; Euplotida; Euplotidae. The record is from the annotation of a GenBank genome assembly.
AUGGACAUAGUUAAGACUUUUAUUAACUCUCCGAUAGGACCAAAGACAACUCACUUCUGGGGACCAGUUUGAAACUGGGGAAUUGUGCUUGCUGGUAUCCUGGAUUCUAAUAAACCACCAGAGAAGAUCUCUCCUAAUAUGACUACUGUGCUUUUGUGCUAUUCCUUAAUGUUUAUGAGAUUUGCAUGGAAGGUGCAGCCAAGAAACUAUCUCUUAUUUUCAUGCCAUAUCUGUAAUACAAUCGCACAGAGUGCUCUUCUUAUGAAGGUGAUAAAGUACAGAAGAGGAUUGACUGUGUAAGAUGUCACUUGAGAUUGAACUUUGGCCUUUAUGCCAAACAAA